Molecule: messenger RNA, 13082 nt
Organism: Ostrea edulis (European flat oyster)
Lineage: Eukaryota; Metazoa; Mollusca; Bivalvia; Ostreida; Ostreidae
Exons: 9
Coding region: 7822-11304 (1160 amino acids)
Biological process (GO): signal transduction
Molecular function (GO): protein binding
Source: RefSeq, a predicted model, not a curated record
AAACACCAUAUUUACUCGUUGUUUACAGGACGUCACCUGCUGAUUAGCGUCUUUAGUUUCAAUAUGGCGGGUUCGUGUAAAGGGGCAUAACUCCCGCAAUAUUUUCUGCUCUGACACAGGUGCGCUAUCUUCAUCCGCGCGUAUCGCGGAUAUAUGACCAAAAUGAACCGAACAAACCCGCACAAUCAUUUUAUACGAUCUAAAUGAAGCAAAUACAUACUUAAUAUGGAAAAAGUUAUAUUUCGUUUCAGUUGACCUUUAAGUGCAAAGACUGAAUUUUGCACAUUAGAAAAUUUGGUCUGGUAAAAUUAUUUUUGGUCUGGUGAAGUCAGAUUGUUUACCAGACCGAAUGUCUGGUAAAAUUAAAAAAAAAUAUUCGUGUACACUGAUUUUACAACCCAGGGUUUUGACUCUAGGAUGGGUCAAAAUUAGUCAUAUCUUUUAAUGUUAAUACACCUACAGGUGUAUAAAUGUUUUGCACACUCGGUGCCGCCAUAUUUAAUUACCUAAUUAUAUAUGCGUGUCAAAGGUCAUAGGGGAAAAACGACGUAAUCAUGGACGCAGCCUUUUGACAAAUCAACGAUGUAUUGCUUUUCCCCCCAAAGUUUAUAAUGAUUUAUCCCUUAUAUUAUGAUACAAUUUGUUUACAUAAUAGGUAAAGAAGACCAAAAGUUUACUUUAGCAUAAUUAUCUUUUAUGGAAAAGUUCCUUUCUAGAAUUUCUAAGAGAAGGCUAUUUAUUGGCACUAAUGUUGCUUUUCAUACCCAUGUUUGAAGAUUCCAUUUCAUAAUAAAACAAUAAUUUUUACACUUAAAAAUCUUAAUUCUGAAUUGCACAAAAAUGAAAAAUUUCGAUAAUACCCCUCUACCGACUACUGGACCCAUUGUAUUAUGACUAUGAUGUUUUAGGGGUGUGUGUGUAUAUUUAUUAUUAAUGGUUAUUUUACAAAGAGAAUAGAUUAUAUAAUGCAUUACAACAAAUCACGGCAGUAUUAUCCAGGCAUGUCGUACCAUCCCUUUUCAAGGGAGGGGGGGGGGGGGUUACAAAAUAUAAAUAUUGACAACUACUACGAUCUAUACAGAUAAUAUUUUUAAAAGGAAAUUUUACCAAAAAGGGGGGGGGGGGCGAGAUUAUACGACCGACGACAAAUUUUGAAAAACACUUGUAGUCUACAUAGUUAGUGAAAGUCAGGAAUAAUUCAUGGCUUUUCCAACCCCCCUUCUCUCCUUACACUCGUCAAAUACACCCCCAUCUCCUUACAAUAAUACAAACCCUCCUUUCUUAGAAUCGUCUAUAUUAACCCCCCUCCUCCUAUUCCUUACACUCGUAUUAUACACCCCUUUCUCUUUACACUCGUAAAGAGAAAGCGGUGGUUUAAAUCAGACUGCAGAAAAUGGAUUGACUAACAGUUGGGUAUGGGGUGGUGACCCACCACCUAAAUUUCCUGGUUUAUAAUUAGUAUCCUUAUUAUUUGCAAUAAAGUGUCUAGCUUUUUAAUAGGCCUACAUAUGUUAUUGCAUAGAGAAGUGAACUUUGAACUGGUCAUUUGUCAAAGUUAGAGAUAAAUUAAAUAAUUGUGUAGACAUCUCGUUUGAUUUUUUUUUUUAAAUGAUCAGAAGCUUAUAAGAUUUAAAAUCAUACAAAUUAAAUAUAUAUCUCUAACUCUGUCUCACGGGCAAGUAGAAUAAAUUUAUAAUUGGGAAAAGAAUAGGAGCUCUAAUUAUAAGCGCGACCGUCUUGCGAAUAAUGAAAAUUAUUGGCAUGACAGUCAUGCUGAUAGACACUUAAAAAACAAAACUCUUAAAACUUACUUCAAAAUCCUUAAUUGUGUGAGGGGUGACUUAAUUCAUAGAUUCAAACUUAAUUACUACUCAGUACUGCAUACCACAGAAGAGAGAGAGAGAGAAAGAGAGAGAGAGAGAGAGAGAAGAGGGGGGAUAAGCCGAUAAAUCUUAAAAAUCAAACGACUUUGUCAUUUUAAAACAAAAAAAAAACACAUUGUCAAUAAAAUUAUUGAGCUGUUAUCACUUCUAUAUGCAAUGUACUACUUCACUGGGUUAAUUUUAGAGAGCUAUUUAAUUCGAUAAAAAACAUCGCAAGUGAAAGUAGCAAGCGCGAGCAGACAUAAACAACCUAUACUUCACCAGCUCAAAUUAAACAAAUGUGAAUGAAACAUUCUAAUCUGCAACUCUUAGUGGUAACUUUAAAUUGUAUUUUUUACGAAUGUUAUAUUUUUAUCAUCUUACAUGCUUAAACAAACUAUGUCUCACCCGUAAAAUGUUGGUGAGCAGCCGUCGUCGUUCGCUGUUUCACAUUGACAAAGGACCCGGAUGUAAGAUUUUUUUCCCCUAUGAUCUUUUGACCUAGCAUGACGUUAGAGUGUGCAAAACAUCUAUAGGGGCUGUAAGUCUCAUUUCUCGUCACUUCCGGUGAAGCGUUUCCGGAGACAAACAAAUCCGAUUCAGUAUUACGAGUAUAGAAUUUGGCCAAACAAUGUGGACACAAAUAGAUCAAUUUCAAAUCAGACGCUGUGCCAAUAAUUUUAUAUUUUCCAAAGACUGAGACAAAUCAAAAUAUAAAUUAAAGUCAACCGCUUAGUUAAAAGCGAAGACACUGGUAUGUAUUACUAAAUUACACAAAGGUUGGAUAUCAUUGUAAUCACACAAAAAAAAAAAAUAAAAAAAAAUUUCAUCAAUGAACGUAAACUUUGAAUAAAUCUACUCAAAAUUAGAUUCUAUUUUCAUAUCUUAUCUACAUUACAAACUCUAUCAGUCAACAGUAUUCGUAUAGUUUCAUGUUUAUUAUGCCUAUACGUGUAAUAUGCAUGUACCUACACAAGUAUCCCAAAAGUGUGUAAUUUUUAUUUUCUUAUUAUUAAUUGUAAAUAUUUGAACAGCGGGAAUGUAAAGUGAGAAAGUAAAUACCUGCUAUAGAAUUAAAAACGCAAGCAAUUUUUUACGAUUGAAAACUAUAGAAGCCACCCCUCUCCCAUUAAAACAACGAUUUGUGAAUUUUAUACUUAAAUUGGGACACAUGAGGAAACACUAGCUAAUUAUGAAAAACCGUGCGCAAGGACAACAGAUGACAUCCAUGAUAAAUUUACCACAUGUAGGGUACUCUACACUUACAAGAAUAUUUUAGCGCUAUUUCAAUAUUGUGGUUAUUUGUAUCCCAUGGGGAUCCGGGUUAGAAUAGGUCCUUGAGCAGUACCCCUUUGCUUGUCGAAAGAGGCGGUUCUUCGGAUGAGACCGCAAAAACAAAGGUCCCGUGUCACAACAGGUGUGGCACGAUAAAGAUCCCUCCCUGCUCAAUGACCAUAAGCGCCGAGCAUAGGCCUAAAUUUUGCAGCCCUUCACCGGUAGUGGUGACGUCUCCAUAUGAGUGAAAUAUUCUCGAGAGGGGCGUAAAACAAUAUUCAAUCUCAAUCAAUCAAUUAUCUUAUAAAAAGGAAAAUGGGAUUGCCAUUACAUAUUUUAAACUAUUUCAUAAAUGAAAUGUACACAAGUUCAAACGACUAGAACUAAUCUUUUUAAAAUGAUAGUUAAACUUCAGUAUCUGAUGGCAUGGGGUCUUGACAUCCACAGGCAUCUGCAUGAUGUAUGGACUGUACUACCCCCCCUCCCCCCCCUUCCAAUCUGAUUUUUUUUUGCGGCGAUAAUUUCUCCAAAAUAUGUGGAUUCUCUGUCUAAUCCAUCCCAAUUUCGAUUUAUGUAAUCGUUUGACUUUCCCACUUUUUGUAAAAUUUAGAGAUUGGCCUUGUACCGGCUUUAUUGUUACCGGUAGAAGGUCAAUCUCUAAAGCUUACAAGAAGUGGGAAAGGAUACAUAAAUCGAAAUUUGCAUGGGAUAGACAAGGAAUCCAUGCAUUUUGGAGGAGAAAUUAUCCCCGAAAAAAAAAAAUAAGAAAAAGAGGGGGUAGUAUAUAUAGUGGCCAUACUUCAGGUGCCUGUGCAGUGUUGACUUCUUCAAUAUCAUCAUCUGUUGAAGAACGUUAUUCGCUUGCCGUGCAUCAUUCCUGACUGGUUUAAACUGAUAUUGUUGAACCACAAAAUCGGGCAGUUCGUUAGAAAACAAAAAUUAGUCCAUAUCCGUUAAAUGCAGCGAGAUAUUUCGUUGAAGAAAAUGGUAAGCCUACACUAUUUUCAUUGCGUUGUUUACAUCGAUGGGUCGUUGUGACGUCACAAACACACAUAUUCAAGAACGAUAAGCGGGUAACAAAUUCAUUCUAUGUACAAGUUUACAGCUAUAUUUCUUAUCAAUCCAAAGACAAUAAUUUUUUUUAUUAAACGCUGUUUGACCUUCAUUCAUACCCAUCUUUAUGUUUUUAAAGUAAAAUACCAUUGUUAGAAAUCAUUUCAUAUGACCUUUAAGUAAGUAUAGAAAAAGUAUCAUCAAAGUAUACUUUUCAGUUGAAUACAGAAAAAGCACAAAAAUGUAUUAAGUACAAAAGAAAGUAUACUCUUAAGCAAGUAUAGAAAAUAAUAUCAUCAGUAUUCGAAAUUAACCAUAGACGGAGUCUAUGUCAAAUGACACAGAUCUAUGCCAACUGUAAUUAAGAUAGACCAAAUUGUCUAUGCCGAUUUUGUAGGUUUAAAGCAAUAGAGUUAUCCCAAAAGUCGACGUCUGAUAAACGGUAUGAGGAUAGGAGCUACCUGACAUUGUUAUGGAAAUGUAAAGACAAUAUGCUUUUUAAGUACAUUAGAUGUAAAUAACAAUGUUUUGAAUUUGUGUUAUUUUUUUUUUCAAUGUGGCGGUCUAUGCCAAAUCGAUGAGGUCAAUGUCAUCUUGUUUUGGCAUAGACCCAUGGUCUAUACCAAGUUUUAAACCAAUUUCGAACACUUUAUCAUAAAAGUAUACUAUUCAGUUGGUUCAGAAAAAGCACAAAAAGUAGUAAUUAUACGCUAGGGUUUUAAAUCUAGGAUGUGUUAAAAUUAGUCAUAUUGUUGAAAGGGAAAGGCAACAUAAAAAAUGAUAAAAUUCACUAUAUGAUAAAGAUUUAUCAUAUUAUUCUGUUCAUACAUGGCCUAGAUAAACCUCAGUACUAAUUUUAAAAUGUAAAAAAUUAAAAUUCCCGCAAUCCAUUGAGGCUGCCAUGAAGCGGAACUCUUUUGUAUUCAAGACCACAAAAAUCAAUAAUUUUGACCUCACAUCGUCUAUUCCGGUUUCGAGGAGAUUAUAAGAUCAUCAAAGGUGUGAAUGUGGUAGAUUUUAAGAAUAUCUUGUAAAUAGGUGGAUGCCUUAUUGUCAAGCAGUUAAUUACACUAAAUAAAUGCGAAAGAGACAUUAAUGAAAUAUGUUUAAUUAUUUCUGGAACAUUCUGUUGGACUGGUAAAUUCUUUUGCGGACUGGUUCCCAUCAGUCUGGCUGGACUGGUGACACAAAAAGUUAGCUUCAAGCCCUGAUUGUUCGCCUUAAGUGGAUUCGUCCUGAAGGACACAUCGCAUGUUUUUAAACUUUUAAAUUCUUUCAGCAAAAUUAAUUCAUUUCAUGCCUAAAACUAUUUUACAUGUGUUUUAAAUGAAACAUGCAGUUUGCAUAGUUUUCGAGUUUGAAAGCGAUGAAAUUCAAAUCUUGUGAUAUGCAUAUUUUCUUCGAUAUUUUACGCGCCAGUAUCUGUGACACCAUAUGCGACCUCGAGCGAGAAGAUAUGAAAACAGUUGUUACCAUUUCAUAAACAGAUUAGAUUUAAUUGACAAACAAACAAUUAUCACAUUAAUGGCUUGUAAAUAACACUACAUUAGGGUGUUUUGUGCUGUUUAAGGGGUACUUGCUGUCAGUAUAGAGAGGAUUUGGACUGUGUUUUUUUUUUUUCAGUUUUCGAAGGAAGGUAUGAGGGACAAGACGUGAAUAUUUUUUGUCGGCACAACGACUUUGCCCUAAAAAACCUAGUAGAAUUUGUCUCUGUACUUUUUUAAACAAGCACUUGGACAAAGACAUAGAUAAACUGCGAGAAAAUGGUUCUAUCGAAGCUACCCACUGUCACAUAUAGGCCUACGGCAUAUGCUUUCCGUUCUGCUCUCAAAUUCAAUACACACUCACUGAAAAUAUGAUUUCAGUGAUACCGUGACGUGAUACCGUGACGUCAUAUGCGACAAUCGUAUCUCUCGCCGAUCAGCUUAUUGUGAAGAAACCUGUUAUUAAUUAACUUCGUUUGAUACAUGUACUAGUGGGGUAUGGGUAGAUAUUUUUUUUCUUUUUUUUACAUCAAUGACGAAUUUAUUUUAUUAGAUAUUAUUCCUUUACAUUAAAACUGUUCAACAAGAAAACGACGAAUGGAAUGUAUUGAUAUAUACAUAGCCUACUGCAUACCGUGCACACUGACAUGCACACAUCUACAUUACGUUAACAUUUUGUUUAUUUGCAUUAUAUAUAAUGUAGUCAUUCAAUUGAUUAUUCAUGUUCUUCAUUUAUAUAUUUUUUAAAAAAUUAUGCCUUGAUGUGAAUAUUUUACUUAUAAUCCACGCAUCUAUCGAACGAAGUAAACAUGGCGAAAUCAAAAUAAAAAAUAAUUGCUAAAAAUAAUACGUGAAUUAGGUAGGGCUUUUUACAUGUCUUAUCAAAUAUAUGAUAUAUAUAUUUUUUAAAUCUUGAACGUAGCCCAGGGGUCUUUUUAAAAAAAAAAUGAAUUAGUUGUGGACAGGUCAAUGUUAUCAAAACUCUAGAACGCAGGGUUUCCUCAAAAUCUAAAGUGUUAUCAAAACCGUGGUCUACCGCUACCUCAGAGAAAGAUGUUUUGAUAACAAUCAUGGCUAAUGAUGACCAGCAGUCUUUAGAUCUUGAGGAAAGCCCCAGUAUACCUGAGUUUUGAUAGGAUUGACUUGGGAUACCACAUGGAUUAUAAAUUACGCAAUCAGAAAUCAAACCAUAGCAAAAAAGCACAAAUAAGUUAUUGAGAACUGUUACAGUAGUAAAAAAGAAGAAGAGAUAUUUCUAUAAUUUAUCACGGCUUUAUAUUUAUAAAGGGGGAGAGAGAGAGAGAGAGAGAGAGAGAGAGUUAAUAGUUUAUCAUGGCCUUAUAUUUAUAAAGAGAGAGAGAGUUAUUGAGCUAUUUAUAAUUUAUCAGGCUUUUAUAUUUAUAAAGAGAGAGAGAGAGAGAGAUGUGUAAAACUGUAACAAUGAUAAAGAUAGAUGAAAUAAUAUGGCAUAUGGCAAUAGUGUUGCAUCUUAUGACAAUAAUUACUCAUUUAGUCAAUGAUUGAGAGUAAGGGAGAGAGAAAGGGGGGGGGGGUAGACUAGCUAUGUGUCAGCUACUGUUUGGGAUAUCAUCAUUAUACAAACAUUACGUCCACAGAAACCCCUAGAGAGAGAGAUUGAGAGAGAGAGAGAGAUGGGGGUGUAAUUAAGACUUCGUGUCAGCUUCUGUUUGGGAUACCAACGUUACACAAACAAUACGUCCACAGAAACCCUACAAACGGCCCAUAUUGAGGGGUAUCUUAAUCAUUCUGAAUUUGGUUGUACAGUUGUACACAAAUCUACUUGGAUUUAUUCAUUCUCUCGAAUUUAACAUGGAUAUUUUACUUACUAUACCCACGACACCGCGAACUCCCAGGACACCAGGAAGUGCCCGGAAACACCGGAAACACCUGAAAGAACAAAUGCUAAUUCAUAUGAAUCAACACCAGAGACAACGAACACAAACAGAGCGUGUCGAGUCAUACUCGGUCCCUGUACGGAUGGUCUACGUGACUUACUGCGUCACUACGUCCUACCACACACAUUCCCUCAUGUCAUCAAACAAAACAAACAUCUUCCUCGUCUGACGGCUGCUCAGCGAGACCUCAUUUUACCACGACAUGGAGAUUACACAGGGAACUAUAGAGACAUGGGUAUCUCUUUACUGUAUAUCUUACUGAGGAAUAUAUUUGUCAUAUCACCACACUCCAAGGGCUGGGGCAACGAUCCCGACCCCAGCGACAGGAGUCUCUCUGCCAACAUCGAGAGGAUUCGAUUGGUCCGGAAUCGUUGUGUGUUCUCCUCUGAUGUCUCCAUGUCCAACUCAGAUUUUUACUCUAUCUGGUCCACCAUUAGAAGGGCAAUGGUGGAUCUGGAUGCCUUCUUCAUGAAUGGAAACAAAUAUGAAAAGGCGGUGGAUUUCCUACGUCACGAGUCGAUGGACCCUGAAAAUGACCUACAUUACCAAGAAGAACUGAGGAAGCAAGUGGAGGAAGAUAAGACGACCAGGGAAAUAGUGGCCAGUCUUAAAAUUCUUGAUCCUAUGGCCAUGUGUCUCCUUCUCUGUCCAGCCUACAAACUAGAUAUCAACGAACACAUUUGGAUCUCCAUAUAUAACACAAUUGCAGAGAAGUUUGGAUUUACAGCAAUCACAAAACUGACAGAUUUAUCUCAGCUAGAAAAAUACAAGCCAGUGCUAGAUAUAUCCGAGUCCGAAAUUACUUUCUCAUCAGCUGAUUGGAGAGAUAAGACCUUCCUAAAAUCUGCUAAAUCUCAUAAGUUUUUGGAAAUUUUCCUAAAUCGGGGUGAGAAAGAAAACAUUGCCAAAUAUUGUAGGUCACCUAGUUACAGAAAGAUUGAAGGGGAAGUUUGUUACUGUCUUUCACCAAGUCAGACUGAAAAAUUUGUUGAAAGACUUGGAGAAGAUAUCUUCACACACAGUGCAUUUCAAGAUCAAUCAAUAAAGAAGCUGGCCUUCCAAAAAAUAGGGAUACCGAUGCAAAUAAUCAUGAGAGGAGACCAGAGUGUGCAAAACUUUAUUCAAAACCUCCAAAAGGGGAAACAGAAGAUGUAUCAUGCUUCAGGAAUGAUUAUAGGAUGUGCAGGAAGUGGAAAAACAACACUACUGAAAAGACUCCAGGGGAUUACCGUGGAGGAAAUCAAACGAAGCACCGAGUCAACCAGAGGAGUCGAUGUCUUCACUGAUGUGUUUGACGUCACAGACACUCUGCAAGUCAGCAAGUCAGGUAAACCUCAGCGAUUUAGAGUGACAUUGGAUAAACCAGAUCACGAUGAUAAUCAGAUCAGUGAUGAUAUGGAACAUGAUCAGGUGCAGGAGGAUAUUAAAAAAACGGAAACUGAUGAGCUGUGUGAGGAUAUGAAAGAUAAACACGUAAAUGUACACAGAAGAGAUUCAAAGGAAGAAGAUGCUUAUUUUCCGCAAAAUUCAGAGGCAAAUGAGAGGAGUGAAGUUUCAGAGGUAUAUAAUACAAUGGAGGAGAUAGAUAUGGAUUCUUCCCCACCUCAGCCACAUCCUGAGAUGUCCAGUAUCAUUCCUGUUUCACAAGGAUCGAUGUCUGAUGAUGAAAUUAAUCUCACGAGAAAAAUCAGCAUGACAGACUUUGCUGGGCAGUGUGCAUAUUAUGCAUCGCACCAGAUAUUCUUAAACCCUCGAGCAUUCUUCCUUCUGGUUCUGGACAUGAAGAAAAAGUUGGAUGAUGUAGUGGGCAAGGACGUCUGCUGCCAGGAGGGAUCUGUGUAUAGAAAAUGGACAUUUAAAGACUACCUGGAGUUCUGGCUGAAGUCGGUCCAUCAGUUCAGCAGUGACAAGGCCCCAGUGUUGUUGGUGGCGACACAUUGUGAGGAUACAACAGAAGAGGCAAGAAAAGAAUACUUCAGGAAUCUGUGGAAAACCUUGAGCACCAAGGACAAGUCUCUUCUGGACCAUCUUGCCCCCGAUAGGAAAUUUUUGGUGACAUUUAAUGAUGAUGCAGAAAUCGAAAAAAUUAAAAACUGCAUUGUCAAAACAGUUCAAACACUUGAUCACUGGGGUAAGGAUCUUCCGCAAUCUUGGGCUUUAUUUGAAACUUUUCUUCUUGAACAGAAGAAAAAAAAGAAGAUUCUAAAAAGAGAGGAAGUGAUUGAAUUUAAUAAAGCGUUAUGGGACGAAAUUCAGCUCAAUGAUAAUGACAUCGAUGUUAUGUUGCAGUUUUUCCAUGACAUCAGAGAAAUUUUGUACUUUGACCAAGCGGAUCUCAAAGAUGCUAUUAUUUUGGACAUUCAGUGGUUUUCAGAUGCCUUCAAACAUAUCAUUACUGACAAAAACCAUGCAGAGGAUGAUUUGCUUUAUCGUUUCGACGAAUGGGAAAUAUUUAACGAAACAGGGGUGUUGAAUGGACAAUUGCUGAAUGACAUAUGGAAAAUUCACUCAGACAAUUAUAAUGAUUAUAAAAAAGAAGUCAUGCUGUACAUGGAAACAUUGGGUCUUCUAGCGGCAUUUAACCAAGGGGAAGAAAAGUGGUAUGUUCCCAGUAUGAAUAAAACUCCCUUUGAGAAACAAACUCUCUCUAGAUGUCCAUCAUCUUCCAUUCUCUGCUUUCAAUUUGAUGUUCUUCCUGUCGGAAUUUUUCACAGGCUCGUUGCUGUUUGCAUUCAAAUGCCUUUGGAAAUUCUAGCAUGUGAAGAUAAACAAUGCAUUUACCAAACCGCCGCCAUUUUCAUUUAUGAUGAGCAUCACUUUGUGAUUGGGAUGACUAAAUCAGCAAUUCAACUCCAAGUGUUUGUGUUCAGUGGCAAUGUUAAUCCAACGUGUUGUCGCCAAAUCCGACAGAAAGUGGAGGCUGUUUUACAUACUUGUUCUAACACAUUCCAAAGUAAUUUCAAAUUUUCAGUAGGAUAUAAAUGCAAGGUUAGUGGAUUCUGUGAUGAGGAGGAAAGCAAAGUGAUUUCGGAGGAAAAAUUUACCAAAUCAUCUUUUGUGUGUCCUGGUUGUCCUGUAGAAAACAAACAUAUGAUUGAGACCAACUCCAUAACCAAGUACUGGACAGAGACGAUGCAGCCCUCAUCAAGUUCCAAGAAGAAUAGACAGUCGGGGUGUGAACUAUUGUUGGAUCAUGUUGCAAGAAAUCUACAAGACAUGUCAGCCAGUAGAUUAGCUGGUUGGUUAAACGUUAUCGAACCGGAAAACAGAAUCAGGGAUGAAAAGGAGAAACGAUUUAGAGUUCUGUACAGUUGGAAAUGCAAAUUUCCAUCCAUCGACCACAAGAAAAACCUACAGCGAAUACUCGUAGAAGCAGAACAAGUCUCCACGAGUGAAAGCAUGGAUUUGUUUGAUAAAUCGGAAUUUCACUGCAGUGGUGUACCUCGAGCGGGGGAACUGGUCUCCUAUCGAGACUUUGAAAUAAUUUCUCAGCAUCUUUCUGGGGAUUACACACAUUUUGCUCGUUUUUUGGAAAUUCCACACCAGGAAAUCGAACAAAUUGAAGAAAUAAGCAGCACGAUUAAAGACAAAAUACUCAAUUUAUUUAAAAAUAUUGAUGGCAACCCAGCAUACCCCAUUGCCCGUCAAGAUGUGUGUAAUGCGUUGAUGUACAUAGGGAAAAACAAUGUUAUAGAAGAACUCAAGGAAUUCUGACAUGAAUAUUAAUUGAUAUGAAGGAUUUUUGAGAAUUACCUGCGAAACAGUCGUGAUGAUCAUACAUGGGUACCAAUUAUAUUUUACCGAUCCGCCAAUGGAUUUUUUUUCAAAACUAAAUAAUAAUUUGCACAAGUGCCAAGUCUGCUGGUGACUCCUCUAAAAUCAAAAGUAAUCUCACAAUGGACUAGACCUCUUGUACAGCACACUGAAAUCAUACAAAAUAACAGACUUUGUAUAUUAAAGCUGUAUGUACCCGUUGCGAUAUUCGUUGCGUUAUCAUCUGAUAGGGACUGAUGUUGUACAUCUUUAUGUGUGCUUUGCAAACGCGCAGUGGAAUAUGAGUUUCUUCUCCGUCUGCCCGUCCUUCUGUCUGUCAGUCACUCAGUCUCCUGGAUUUUCCAGACAUUUUUCUGUUAUACUUGUGAGGAUUCAUUUGAAACUUGCAGUGUCGUUUUAGAAUGGUCAAUUUCGAAUUUCAUAAUGUUUGAUGAACAAGUGUGAAGCAAGUUAAUUUUUAUAUUGGUAUGUAUUAAGGGUAUGUUUAUGAAUUGAAUUUACAAAUUAUAGAAUUCUGAAUAUGACUAUUUCAUCCCUGAUACAAACAAACAAGAAUAUCGCAACGGGUACAUUAAACGGUCGUGAAAAUGAUUGAAUGGGAUGUAUUUUGGCGAUAAUUUGUUGAACUAUGCGUCAUGUAGUAUUAACCAUCAUCAGGCUAAAAUAAUGAAAGGACCUGGUGACAGGAUGUCGAUAGACAAACCAAGAUUUAUUUGACUAGAAUAUUUCCCCGUAAUCUGACCAAGUUCAACAACCUGUGAAUGUUUAAAACAUUAAAGAAAAUUAAAGAUUGUUGAGAAUCAAAAUCCUUGCACUAUGCACAUCUUCAAGUUAAUUAGAAAGACUCUAACUUCUAUAACUAUGAGAAGAGUUCAAAAGACAAACCACGUCCUUUCUUUAAUACAAUAUCUCCUCAAAAUGGACUAAGUUCAAUAGCCUGUGAUUUUCUCAAUUGAAUAAAACCACAAUCAUUGCCACAUGCACAUCUUCCAUACCCUUACAAAUACCCGGUAAAAUAAGAAGGUUCUAAAUUCCCUGGACAAAUUAUGCACCCUCCAUAUAACAAUGAUAUUCAAAUAAAGGGCAAAGCUCCUUCAAGAGAGAUCGAAAUGGAUUAAAAUUCCAACAUGAUCUAGAGUGAUCCACCAAGAAACUAUAUGACAGCUUUUAGUUUGAUAUGUGACAGAGAAAUGGAAUUAGAAACAAUACACCUUAACGAACGGACAUACGGACGUACAGACAUCGCCGUAUGAUAAUACGUCCAGUAUCAAGACGGACUUAUUAAAACUAUCUGUGUCAACUGUAUGAAGAACGGAAUGUCAAACUAAUUAAAGUCGAUAUUGAUGAGCAUGGUGACUCCGUACCAAUGUUUUCGGUCACAGUCAAAUGUCAAACAUGUACAUUUUCUCGGAUAAUACAUUCUUCAAUUAUUGGGUUGGGACGCCGGUAGGGGACACGUAUUCCUUAUACAAUACUAUCAAAAUACUUGUUUACCAUCAGUAAUGUAAUUUUAUCAAAUCGUUUUCAUUUUGAUUCAACCAGAUAUGAUUGAUACCGAAGGUUGAUUCCAAUUACAAAUUCCAAUUUCAAAUUCUGUAAAGUUUCUUGGAGAGCUUUUGCUAUUAAUACUGCACUAAUAGAAAUAUCUUUGUUUUUUGUACCGUAUCAAUCUUGAAAAUAAAAUCAACGUCAUUUAUCAUGUAAGGAAUGACCACACA